UAAUAGUUUCUUGUACAAUCAUAGUGCGACAGUUGUUUUUAAUCGGGAAAAUAAAGUAAAGUUUUGUGUGAACACUUUUACAAAAAUGGUCGUGAACUUCAAAGUUUUCAAAAAGAGCUCGCCAAACGGAAAGCUGACCUUGUAUGUGGGAAAGAGGGAUUAUGUUGACCAUAUUUCGGCAGUUGAACCGAUUGAUGGAGUCUUAGUUCUUGACGAUGAAUACGCUCGCGAGAAACGAAAAAUUUUUGGUCAAAUUGUUUGUAGCUUUCGUUAUGGACGGGAGGAAGAUGAGGUAAUGGGAUUGAACUUCCAAAAGGAAUUAUAUUUGGCAUCGGAACAACUGUAUCCAGUACCUGAAAAACGAGACUUCACUCCGACCAAAUUGCAAGAACGUUUGAUAAAGAAGUUAGGAGGAAAUGGAAUUCCAUUUACAUUUAAUCUUCAACCAAGUGCUCCCGCUUCGGUCUCUUUACAACAAGGCCAUGACGAAGCUGGUGAACCGUGCGGUGUCCAAUAUUUUAUUAAGAUUUUCGCUGGAGAGUCUGAAACCGAUCGUACCCACCGUCGCAGUACAGUCACUUUGGGCAUCCGAAAGGUUCAGUAUGCUCCAUCAAAAACUGGUGCUCAACCAUGUACUAUCGUUCGAAAAGAUUUUAUGCUCAGCCCUGGAGAGCUGGAGUUGGAGGUUACUCUGGACAAACAGUUGUAUUUUCAUGGUGAAAGAAUCGCUGUUAACUGUUGUAUAAGAAACAAUUCGAACAAGGUCGUCAAGAAAAUCAAGGCAAUGGUGCAACAGGGAGUCGAUGUGGUUCUCUUCCAAAAUGGUCAAUAUCGGAAUACUGUUGCUUCAAUUGAAACAAGCGAGGGCUGUCCGAUCCAACCAGGUUCCAGCGUUCAGAAAGUAAUGUAUCUAUCACCUUGCCUAGCAUCCAAUAAAGAUCGCAAAGGAAUCGCUUUGGAUGGGCAAGUAAAAAAAGAGGAUACCAACUUAGCCUCAACUACUUUACUGGCUGCUCCGGAACAAAGAGAUGCUUUUGGAAUCAUUGUCUCGUACGCCAUCAAAGUGAAACUAUUUCUGGGUGCACUUGGUGGCGAACUAGCUGCUGAACUUCCAUUUGUUCUGAUGCAUCCAAAGCCUGGUACAAAGCCUAAAAUCUUUCAUGCCGACAGCCAAGCAGAUGUUGAAUGUUUCCGUCAAGAUACUAUUGAUCAGGAUUCGGUUGAUUGCUAUUAAUGCUUCGUUAAGUGGAAUAGUGUGUAUUGUUAUUGAUGAAUCUAUUGGCCGUCGUAAAGUUCCAAACGUUGUCCAAAUUUAAAAUAUUUAUGUAAAUGCUUAAAAGGCAAUAAAAGUCAAUUGUUGAUUCCAGUAACUCA
This is a messenger RNA of Bradysia coprophila, 1374 nucleotides long. RefSeq names its product arrestin 1 (gene Arr1). Gene Ontology annotation, molecular function: G protein-coupled receptor binding. NCBI's taxonomy places the organism in Eukaryota, Metazoa, Arthropoda, Insecta, Diptera, Sciaridae. The record is from RefSeq and is a predicted model, not a curated record. Gene Ontology annotation, biological process: signal transduction; G protein-coupled receptor internalization. Gene Ontology annotation, cellular component: cytoplasm.